AUGAGGGAAGUCCUAGUCCUGGUGGCUGUACUUGUGCCGAUAGCAGAGCUCAGUUCCAUAAGCUUGACGCGCGUCGAGUGUGAAAAGAAUUCCAGGUACUUCAGUGCUCUGAACGUCUCGGCUGUCAACAGUACAGUCACUGCAGAUAUUGGGUUGAUUCAGACCCUAAAGGCCGGAUUCCGGGGCCACAUUGACGUCCAGCUACGCCUGAGUAAUGCCAAUUUCCAGAGCCUGGUCCAAACCGACACGGACUACUGCGAGCUACUUUCGACCCUGAAGGAUUCACUCUUUCGGCGCUGGGUGAAGAGCGUGACCAAGAACAGCAACUUUAUGGAGAACUGUCCCAUUCCCGCGGGCCACUAUUAUCUCAAAGCCUGGCACGUGGACAUGGGUUUGGUACCCUCAUAUCUGCUUAGUGGUGACUACCGUCUUAGAGCCUUGGUUUACUAUGGGAAAUAUCGCUCCAAGAAGCAGCUCAUCAUAGUCCAGUGCAUCGUGGAGGCCACAAUGCAUAACAAAUAG
Messenger RNA from Drosophila serrata, 522 nucleotides. RefSeq lists its product as uncharacterized. NCBI's taxonomy places the organism in Eukaryota, Metazoa, Arthropoda, Insecta, Diptera, Drosophilidae. The record is from RefSeq and is a predicted model, not a curated record.